AUGACGUCCGUGUUUAAGAAGAUAGCGAGCCCUCCCGGCUAUGUUGUGGCCUCGACGCUCAUCUCGAUUGGCGGCUUUCUCAAUGGGUAUGACACCGGUUCUAUCGGCUCAGUCACGGAAAUGAAGUUCUUUCAGGAUACGUUCGGAGAGCUCACUCCUAUAAUGCGAGGCUUCACUGUAUCUCUGAUUAUGCUCACGGGAGCAUUUCCGUCCUUCUUUGCCGGCCAAUUAGCGAAUAGAUAUGGACAUCUAUCUAUCAUCAUGGCAGGCGCUCUUGUCUUUACCCUUGGGGCAGCCCUCCAAGGCGGAGCGUACCACUUGCCUAUGUUUCUUUCUGGACGAGCUCUGAGCGGAUUCGGAGAAGGGCUCUGGAUCAGUAACUGUUACGUCUAUGUUACCGAGAUCUCUCCUAGUGCGCGUCGUGGCGUUCUUGUGUCCAUUUCACAGCUCGCUACCACAACAGGACUCUGUGGCGGAUACUUCACAUGCUACGGAUCAACCAAGAUCGUAUCCUCAAUCUCCUGGAGACUACCGUACAUCAUCCAAGCCGCUUUUGCAUUUACACUCGCCGUCUCCACCUGGUUCUUACCAACAUCUCCAAGAUGGCUGAUGCUUUCUGGUAAACGAGUUGCGGCCUUGAAGGAGAUAGAUCGACUAAACUUGUCUCGUGUCGAGGCGGAGAAGGACUUCCUCAAUUCUACUAACGAAAUUCAUGCUGCACCCUCGACGCUGGAAGGCUUCCUCAUCAUCUUCCGUCGUCAAUACCGUGCUCGUACGAUGCUUGCGUUGUUCAUUCUCGGAAUGGUGCAACUGAGUGGCAUUGACGGCGUGCUGUUUUAUGCACCUACUCUCUUCGCGCAAGCCGGACUUCCAUCUCAGUCCGCUUCUUUUCUUGCAUCUGGAGUCUCAGCAAUUCUCAUAUUCGCCGUAUCGAUUCCGGCAUUCCUAGUCGCUGACCGCGUAGGUCGUCGUACGUCUAUUCUCGUAGGUGGCUCGGGUCUAGCGUUCUGCAUGAUUGUCAUCGGCAGCCUCUACGCUUCUAAGAGUGUUCAUCCAACAGGCGCGGUACGAUGGGUAGUAGUGGUGCUGAUCUUUGCUUUUGCCUUGACUUACGCCUUCACAUGGGCCGUGUCGGCAAAAAUAUAUGCCAGCGAGAUCCAACCUGCCCGAACGCGAGCCGCCGCGAAUUGUGUAGCCCAAGGCGUUAAUUUCUUCACAAAUUGGCUUGUUGCCUUCACAACACCAAUUUUCCUCGCCAAUUCCUCAUUCGGCGCCUAUUUCCUCUUCGGCUUCUUAACUCUCGGUACCGUCCUUGUUCUCACAGCUUAUAUGCCCGAGACGCGUGGCCGCUCUCUCGAGGACAUCCAAGCGGCUUUCCAUCACCGCCCUCUGGCACGGAGUUGGAUGUACCACUUGCGCAAAUUUUUUUCACGCUCCGGCGUCAGCCCAGCAGGUAGCGAAGGCGCACAGAGCAAUCGUAAUAGUCUGGAACUGAACGUGAUGAGAGGAGGAAAUGGGAGCACUCCUAUUGAUGUUGGAGGCCUCUUGGCCGUGGAUGGCGGAACAGGAACAGGAAUUGAAAUGGCUGCGGAUACAGCUGCGGCAGAAGGGAUUACUGAAGUGAGAGCAGUGGGUGGCUGAGCGAUGACCUUUGGUAUUAGGUCUCCCGACAUCAGCGAUAUUUGAUCUGCCCUUCACUCGGCGAUCCUCGUAUCCACAGCGUCAUCAGACACCCUACACUCGAGGCAGAGAUUAUUCCGGCCACGAAGGCGUAGGAAAAGCGGACUACCUAGGUAGGUGCGGUCCUUUGAGUAGAGGCCAAUGAGCUGUCUUGUACGUGUCAUCAACAGCGUACUUCCGCCAUAUAGACAGUCAAUUCCCUCGGCCCCUCACUUAUAAUAGACAAUCAAAACACAGAUUUUCAUAAACCGUAC
Molecule: messenger RNA, 1934 nt
Organism: Mytilinidion resinicola
Lineage: Eukaryota; Fungi; Ascomycota; Dothideomycetes; Mytilinidiales; Mytilinidiaceae
Product: general substrate transporter
Exons: 6
Coding region: 1-1641 (546 amino acids)
Biological process (GO): transmembrane transport; carbohydrate transport
Cellular component (GO): membrane
Molecular function (GO): carbohydrate:proton symporter activity
Source: RefSeq, a predicted model, not a curated record